Molecule: messenger RNA, 3028 nt
Organism: Silurus meridionalis
Lineage: Eukaryota; Metazoa; Chordata; Actinopteri; Siluriformes; Siluridae
Gene: ccm2l
Product: CCM2 like scaffold protein
Exons: 10
Coding region: 207-2063 (618 amino acids)
Biological process (GO): heart morphogenesis
Source: RefSeq, a predicted model, not a curated record
GUUGCAGGAGAACUUAGGGCUUCUCUGGUGGAGUUUCCUUUGCAACAGGAAGCUGAUUUCCUGCUUUGGUUGUGAUGUCCUGCUAGGGGGGCUAAUCUAAGAUCAGGCCAGACACACACACACACACACACACACACACACACACACACACACACACACACACACACUCAAAUACUAUUAUUUUCAUUUGCAAACUGGCAGUUGACAUGGACUAUGAGCCUAAGAAACUCAAGAAGGGGUUUGUUUUACCAAUUAAGCGUCUGGUCUUCCCAAAGUCAGCACGAAGGCAGGCGGACAGGGGCAGUGCAUAUCGCAGGCCUUUGCACACGGUGCCUUUGUUCCCACCCGACUUUCUUAUCCACCCUGAACGCCUCAUCUAUGACUAUGUGGAGAAGGAAGUGAAGUUUCUAGGUCAUCUGACAUGGGUGUCUUGCUCCCUAAACCCUUCCAGCCGAGAUGAACUACUGCAGCUUCUGGACACUGCCAGGAAGCUGAAGGUCCUGCCUCUUCAUACAACUAUAGAGCAGGACUGCAUUCUCAGUUUAUCAGCACGUUGUCUGCUGCUCACUUGGCGAGACAAUGAGAAACUACUGCUGCGAAUCCCGACGCAUGAGAUAGCUGCUGCCUCCUAUCUGCGGGACGAUGCUCUGCACCUGCUGGUGCUCAAAACAGGUCUGAAUGUGGAUACCAUUAUAGCAGGGGACAGCCUUGAGAAAAGACCUACAGGCCUAGAAGGCCGCAGACAAACCAUGAGCAAUGCUGACCCUCGGCCUGCAGGGGGCACCAUGGAGCGACGCCACACAAUUUGUGGUGUGGACUGGAAGCCUUUGGUUCGCCAUGAGUCAAAGCAGAGUGGAACCAGUGUGGCUGGAGCAGGGUCUGCUGGUGGAGGGGGAGGAGGCAACGGUGGAGGUGGCAGUCUGGAACGGAGGCAGGUCGGGGGCAGUUGGGAACGACGCCAAACCCGCAAGCCGUGUGGAGGAAGCUGGGAGAAGAGACCCAUGAGCGGGAGCUGGGAGAGACGGCUUGUAGGAGGCAGCUGGGAACGCCGUGGUCCUGUGGGCAAAGGUGGGGGAGGUGUGGGGGGCAGUUGGGAGAAAAGACACAGACCUGGAGGGAAAGCAGGAGGCAGCUGGGAAAGAAAGCAUGGCCACGGGGGCAGCUGGGAACGCAGGCAAGCCUUCAUGGGAAGCUGGGAGAGAGGCAAGUCAUAUGGAAGUUGGGAGAGAAGAAGUCACAAUCCCCUGGAACCUACACCAUGCCCUGAUGCUUACUGCAACCUAGUCGUACUGGCUGUGGAGAACAGGGAUGCUGCUGAGGAGUACUGCGCACUCAUCUGUCAGAUGUUUCAAAUCAUCUACGGACACCAGACCAUUGAGUGUGUGGACAGGGCUGGGUAUCACUACACCAUGCCUGACCGCUAUUGGCUACAGAGAAGUGACAGUUGUCUGACAGAUAUGACGUAUAGCUAUGACACAGACUUCAGCUGCUGCAGCUCAUAUGAUGGCGAUCAGUAUGCCUUUGAACCAUACUACAGUGAGAACUACAGUGAGAAUUCAUCUCUUUGCUAUCAGGACUCGCAUCACAGCCUGGCAUCCAUACACAGUGACUCUGAACCCAGUAAUGCAAGCCUGCAGCUAAUGCAAGAGUACAUGAUUACGCUACGCAAUAAGCUGUCUCCUCAGGAGAUUCAGCAGUUUGCUGUGUUGCUGAGGGAGUAUCGUGUGGGUGCUCCCAUAAACCAAUUCUGCUCAGAUCUGCUCCAGCUCUACGGAGACUCCCGCAAGUUCCUCCUGCUCGGUAUGCGUCCCUUCAUCCCUGACCAGGAUGUUGGAACUUUCGAGACAUUCCUGGAGAGCAUCGGCAUUCGAGAGGGUGGGAUUCUGACAGAUAGUUUUGGGAGGAUCAAGCGGAGCAUGAGCAGCACGUCAGCCACGGCUGUCAGAGGCUAUGAGGGAUCGUAUGACUUUAACAGCCGGAUGAGUGACAUCGCACACGAUAUCGAGGCCCUCGGAUUUGAGGAGGGAGAUGGAGACAUUGAGGAAGAGGACUACUACCUUUAAUCACUACCUGAAAUAUAUAUGAGCUUUCAAGUAAAAAUGAACUGGUAAAAAUCCGUUUGCAACAUGACAUUUGUGUAUGUAAAAAUAAUUGUUAUAGGACACAGUAACUUCUAGUCUUUUGAAGGGUCAAAGCAGCAGAAUAACUUUUCCCUCAGCACCUUGAUUUAAAACUUCAGUGUCACAAUUGCAUCCACUGCUGCAAAUCCUAGUUUAUUUUGAAAGAUAUGGUCCACUGAACAAGCCAUAAAGCAUGUAGAUGGUUAUUCUUUUAUGAUAUAUGGGAGGUUUUUAUUCCACAUGUUGGUGAGUUCUUUGUUUUGUUUUUUACUCUUUAGAAGCUCUUAGUGGUUAAAGAACACAUCAUGUGCAAUCUGAAGGAAGUGGAAUGCAUGUAAUGCAAACAAUGAGGGAAAUAUUAUUGCAUGGAGUGAUGACAGCGAUCUGGUGAUCUGUAUCGGGAUGCAGAAUCUGAGUAUAUUUUACAUCUGAGAGUUACAAUAUAUCUCCCUUUACUGUCUUAUACAAUGCUAUAUGUUUUAUUGUCCAUCUGUUUUUAUAAGAGAAUCGCUCGAAAACUGUGUUUGUGUGCGUGUGCGCGUUUUGUUGGCCACUCGCCAUUGAAUGGCCGGACAUCAAUAUGAAUGCAGACUGUACCAUGACUGUACCAAUGACCAUGACUGUAAAACAAUAGCUUGUCUGGCUACCUGGCCAUCAGUAUGAAUGCCAAUUCAAUAUCAAUCGCCAAAAUUGUAUAACAAUAGCCUGAAUGGCCAGUCAUUGAUUUAAAUGUAGUCUUUAUGAAAGGCCACCUGAGUCUAGCAGGUGAUGACAGCGAACAAAAUUAUGCUUUACUUUUUCAUUUAAGAGACUUUAAUGAAAAGUGUUGUAAAUUUUACAUGAAUUGUACAUGAAUCCCUUUUGCAUAUUAAAUAUGUGUACUUUGAACAUGUAUCAGAUACAGGAAA